Molecule: messenger RNA, 2407 nt
Organism: Ictalurus punctatus (channel catfish)
Lineage: Eukaryota; Metazoa; Chordata; Actinopteri; Siluriformes; Ictaluridae
Exons: 2
Coding region: 130-1038 (302 amino acids)
Molecular function (GO): monoatomic cation channel activity
Source: RefSeq, a predicted model, not a curated record
UUGAGGAAGAUUUGUUUACAUUGUGCCGCUUUUCUGUGAAGCAGCUGCUUUAGUUCUGAUCCAGAUAGCCUGUCGAGCACCAGAUAAUCCGGGCUCGUCGCUUGAUGUGCUUCAUCGAGUUGAUCCAACAUGGCGCGUAAUUCAGCAUGCCAGACUCCUUUAGACCCAGUGAGAAGGUUGCCAGUGAAGACAGGAAUCACUGUGCUGGUUACUGUUGUGUUUUUUAAAUGUUUAUUCUCGUGUCCGUGCGCGAGUCCGGAGGAAACCGCUGUGCACUGCUGGCUGUACCUGCUGCUUCCUGUAGGCAUCACCUUCUUCCUCGUCAUCCUGGUGGACACCCAGCUGCUGAAGCUGUGCCAGUGUUAUGUGUGCAGAUGUUGCGCGCGAGCAGAGAGCAGAUGUUGCGCGGCAGGCUGCUGUGACAGUGUGGAGUGCUGCUGCUGUGCUGCUGGUUACUGUUACAGACCGACACACUGCUGCGGGGAAGAGGUGCGUUACUGCUGCGCUCUUCUCGGGACCUACCUGCGGAGGGUUUUCUGCGCCUCGGCGCUGUGGAUCGUGGUCGCGCUGAUAGACGGAGACUGGUACGUCUGCAUCCGCACUGUGACUGCCGGCGGCACCGGACAGCAACAGAUCGCCUGCAAGGACCUCCCAACACCGGAGGAAGCAGAAACUCUGAGGAAAUACAAUAGUGAGUCGCGGAUUAUCGCUUUGAUCAUCAUCCUGGGUCUUUCCUUCCUGCUGGUGGUAAGUACCGCGAUCACGAGCAGGUGGAAGCCGUACUACAAGUCGGUGUUUGAGGCGUAUGUGGAGCAAGAGACAGCAGCCAAGCUGGAAGAGAAGCUGCACGAGCGGGCCGUGGAAAGAGCAAAGCUGCUCAGCGAGAGUGCGUUACGCUGCGUUCACAGUCAGCACGAGAACAGCGGACAGGGAGAGGGACACAUUCAGUACCAACCGCUAACAGAGACGGACGAGAACAUGUGGAGGAGAAUAUCCCACCCAGCAUUCCAUCUGCUAGGAGUGAGGAUCCAUUCCUGAGGUGUUCAGACAUCCAGGGCAUCGAGAGCGUCCUAUAUGAAUAUAUGAAGACCCAUCAAUGUGCGGGAGUCAAACGGCCCACGCUGACUCUUACGCCGUUAGCAGUGAUAAAAACAGACAAGCUAUACCACUCCAGUGAACCUGUAACUGACAAGCACGGCCUAUGACAUGAAGCUAAAGCCUUGCUCUCUUUUUAAAACGCUAUUUAAGAACUAUGUAAACAAAAGAUCCGGUAUUAGGAAAAAAACUCUUUCAGUUUCAUUUUCAAGAAACGCGCUCACAAACUCUAGACGGUGACACAGUCGGGUUUGAGGAACCGUUUUCGGAUAAACAGGUUCCGAGUUUGAAAGUAGUACAAUGGGAGGAAACGUGGAAACGUGUCAUGGCUUGUUGCCUCGCUGUUUUAACAUGAUCGUCUACAGACGGUUAGAGCGGCAGAAGAUUGAAGGGUAAGAUUAAAGAGUUAUAAUAUCUGUUAUGUUAUGUUUUUACCAGAUUCCGUUCUGACCCACAUCCUCAUUUACGGCAUUAUCCAGAGCGACUUAGAUUCAUCUCGUUCAUACGACUGAGCAGUUGAUGAUUAAGGGCCUUGCUCAAGGGCCCAACAGUGGCAACUUGGACCUUCUGGUCAGAAAUCCGAUGUCAUAUCCACUGAGCUACCGCUGCCACGAGUGACUGUUUUGAGCGAGCAUGUCUUGAUGAAGCGAGACGACAAACAGUGCAUGUUUUUAUAGCAGUUUACAAUGGACAAAAAUCUGCAGCUCGUCAGAGUUACAUUGGUUUAGGAUUAGGAUUAGCGUCAGGAUUAGGAUUAGCGUCAGGAUUAGGAUUAGCGUCAGGAUUAGGGUUAAUGCUUGUGCAUUGUUCUGUAUAUCAUCACAUGGCUGUGUAAUAUUUAGAUUCCAGAAACAAUAGGACUCCUGAAUAUGGAGAGUAAGUACUGCAUAUGUUUAGGGUUAAAGGAAAAAAAAAUGUUACGUGUUCAUUAUUGUACUGUUUGAUGUAUCGGAAGCUUAUUAUUAUUAUUUAUUUUGUGUGUGAAAAUUGUCUUCUUCAGCUGUACCGAAUCCCUUCAAUAACCAUGUGGGUUUUAUCGGCAGCCCGAGCCAAACCUUUGACCUCAUAACCUGAUGAUCACUGACCCACGGGAUUUCUGUGCUGUCUCCAAAGAGGUCACGUCUUUAUCUUUGUUACGUAACAGUAUCGAAAGCGGUUACACUCCGGGAUACUUGUUUGUUAGACAGUAAUGCUUUUUUUUUUGGAAAUUUUUACGCAUAGAUCUGCAUAACAGUUAUGUGUAAUUAUGUUUUAAUGGAACUAUAUCAGUUUGCAAUAAUGACAUAAAUAUUAAACAACCCAACAGACUGCU